Vigna umbellata (rice bean) is the source of this 920-nucleotide messenger RNA. NCBI's taxonomy places the organism in Eukaryota, Viridiplantae, Streptophyta, Magnoliopsida, Fabales, Fabaceae. The record is from RefSeq and is a predicted model, not a curated record.
GGUUGUGUAUUUCCAAAUCCCGCCCAAUUGGAUAUCUUUAUCCUUGUUUUUUCAAAAUUUGUGCUCGUUUGUUGUCUGUUGUGACUUUAACGUUGGUGUUUCUUUCUAGAGUCUUGUUCGGAACACUCACCAAACCACGCUCCUCUUCAAAUUCAUAUAUACCCAGACAAACCCUAGAACAACAAACAAUACAAAACAAAUCCUCUUUUCCCAAAUCUUCCAUCCCAUCCUCAAUGGCCAACUCAGAUUCAUCUCUUCCUCUAUCCACCAAGAAGGAGAAUGUCACUCCCGUUACGUCUAAAAUCGCGGAACUUAAUGAAUCGAGAUCGGAGCUUCUCGGAAGAAUUCAGAGUUUGAAACAGGAUUUGCAAAGUUGGAGGUUUAAAUUAGAUACACAAGUCAAGGUCUAUCGCGAUGCAAUAAGAACUUUGUCGAACUCUCUUUUAUUAAUUGCUGGUUGGAUGUACUUCAGCUUCACUCUUAAUUUUAUAUGUAAUUCUAAUAAGCUUUUCAUUUCAUGCAGGAGCUGGUCAGAAAACUUAAGAAAAACCACUAAAGUUGGGAGAGGAGACCAAAUUCGAGUAGAAUUUCAAGAUUUGAGGGCUACCCUUCAGCAGCAACAAGAGGAUGUUACUGCUAGCUUAAGAAACUUGGGGGUAAGAGGCCUCAGAGUCAAGCAUGCUCCAGCACAGGACAAGAUUGAAGAAGUUGACAAAGAAGAACAUGAGGUGGUAAGCAGAGAAGAUAAUAACAUUGAGUAGCUGAAAUUAAAACGGCCUUUAAUUUGGAGUAUUAGUGUUACACCCUGGAUAAGCAGAAUGACUCUGCAGUAUUGUUAGAUAUUUGAUGUGUUUCAUUACUACUAUUGGUUGUAAUAUAGAACUUUAAAUCAAUGGUAAAUUUCCCGUUACCCCUCCUAA